Molecule: messenger RNA, 1160 nt
Organism: Achroia grisella
Lineage: Eukaryota; Metazoa; Arthropoda; Insecta; Lepidoptera; Pyralidae
Gene: P37k
Product: trypsin-1-like
Exons: 7
Coding region: 104-1120 (338 amino acids)
Biological process (GO): proteolysis
Molecular function (GO): serine-type endopeptidase activity
Source: RefSeq, a predicted model, not a curated record
AAUUCGCGAUCGUCCUUGCCAGUGAGUUCCGUUGUCUCUAAUUAGUGAUUAAUGUUUUUUUUGACGUGAGUUCGUGCAGUCGACCCUUAUUGUUGGAGCCAGAAUGAGAUCGAUACUUUUAGUAGUAUGUCUCUUAAGUACAGCGUGGUCACAGAACCCAACCGCCACAAGCCCUGAGAAGUCCACAGAGAAGGGUCUGAUUGAAUGGAUUACCAAUCUACUAGGUGGACCGCAGACUACUACCUCGAAACCACAGGAUCCACCUGAAAAUUGUCCUGCAUGUCAAUGUGGUAUACCCCGGACACGUCGGCGCAUAGUUGGAGGCUCGGAGACGAAACAACUGGAGUUUCCUUGGAUGGCAGUGUUGCUGUACAAUGGUAGAUUCUACUGCGGUGGUUCCUUGCUCAAUGACUUGUAUGUACUGACGGCAGGACAUUGUACAGUGGGUUUCCGUAAGGAGAGGAUGUCAGUACGUUUCUUAGAACACGACCGUACCAGCGCCAAUGAAACCAAAACUAUUGAUAGGAAAGUGGCUGAAGUUAUCAGACAUAGGCGAUACAAUCCUGGUACUUACGACAACGAUAUUGCAUUGCUGAAACUUGAUGAAAGAAUUGACCUCAGUAACGCUCUAAAACGAGUUCGAGCAGAUGGCUCUACUGAAAGUGGAUCUACAGAGAGUGGCUCUAAUGAGGAUAAAAAUGAAGAUGGAGGGCCUCGUCCCGUCUGCCUCGCUAGUCCCAGCCUCUCGUACUCCAACUACAGUGGUGUGGUCACCGGUUGGGGAACAACAUCCGAGGGUGGGUCAGUGUCCAGCACUUUACAAGAGGUCUCGGUACCAAUAAUAUCAAAUGAAGCUUGCAGACAAACCACUUACGGGAAUCGUAUCUCUGACAACAUGCUGUGCGCAGGCGAGCCGCAGGGAGGCCGAGACGCCUGCCAAGGAGACUCUGGAGGCCCUCUCCAUAUCCUUAACAGUACCACUGAACAGUAUCAAGAAGUUGGUAUUGUGUCCUGGGGCGAAGGUUGCGCCAGACCAGAGACACCCGGAGUGUAUACACGGGUCAAUCGGUACCUAACUUGGAUUAGAAGCAACACUCGGGAUGCUUGUUAUUGCCAGUAAUUUAAUAUUAUUUAUGUUCAUUAUUUAUUUAACUAUAGCG